AGGUGCGAGAGGUCAAGAAGUUCUUCCCAAUGUCACCGAUCUACGUGAUGAGCGAUGGCGGCCUAGACUUCAGCGCAUUGUGUGCGAAGGAGGGCUGCACUUUUGUGUUGUGCCCACCAGCGAACGAUCGCUGGCAUCCAUGGCCUUUCUUCAGACGAUUAUUCGAUGCAGCUGUCAGCCUCAACACCAAGUACGUCAUCAUGUUGGAACCGGACAAUACCGUGCACGACUACAUUAAACGUCCACCACCAGCGGACGUGGGCGGUCUGCUUGUGACGGGACGGUCAUUUGGAUUGGUGAAGUAUGUUGAAAAAAUGGCUCAGAAGCGUGUUCCUGGCUUCAAAUGGUCUUCGCGAAGCAUGUCAUCAGGGCUUUGUGGCGGAGCCUAUUUCAAACGUGAGGCCAUCCUUGACGCCCUGUCGGAUGACAACAUGAUGAAGCUGGACUGGAACUACUUAGGUGAGAAGUUGAGCAAAGAAAUCUUUUCUUCCGACUUUGCGCUGCAGUAUGCCUUCGCAGCUCGAGGAUGGAAAAUUGAGCCAUGGGAUGAUGCGGCCCAGAUGGACAAGGACAAAGACCAGCCUUUAACUGGAGCCCGCGAUGCCAGCUUCAAGCACUAUUGCUCCUGCUAUCCUGGUGGCAAGCCGACCUACAACCUGAAGCUUGCCAAAGAGGAUGCAAAACUUUACAAGGAGAGUGGGUAUGAGAUGACUUCAGGACCAUAUUCUUCAAGCGUCUGCCAGGUUUGCUAUAAUUACACUCGAUAUGUGGAGCUUUGGGGAUCAGCCAGAUGCACAAACGAAAUCCCUUUUCAGCUUUCGGAAAAACUCUUGCAAAGGCAUCACCCAGACUUGGACUCAAAACCUUGUAAUCUGCCUUGGCUUUGCAAGCCUGGGAAGAAGCGUGGCAAAGGCAUUGAAUCCUCAGUGGAGUUUGCUCCUGUUGAUCCGCUAGCCACCUACAAACUUCUGGACGAGCCGACCUCCAGUUGCCCACCAGAGACCAAGAUGUUGGAAUCUGUAAACCAGUGCCAAGAUGCAGCAAUGAAGCUGCAGAAGAAGUUGGCCUACACAGACGAGCUCUACCAAGAGGCAGAUCCGCCCGGCUGUGUUUUCCGUGUCUCCGACGACGACGUCUACUUCAACGCACCCGAAGAAGGCCAGACGAAUGGGAACCGACGGUUGAUUUGUCAAAUUCUACGCAUUGCAUAGUACCGAAAGGGCCGCAGGCCGCUAUGUUUGGAGCUAUGCUUGAGCAAACGCUCGCAAACGCUGCAAAUAAGUCCGGUAAUAGUCCGGUACCACAAUAACGAAAAGAAGACAGAAGAAUCUUUGGACCAAUAUUGCAGAUGCUGGAGCUGGAAAACUUGCCGGUCCGUAGACAUCUUGAAAAACAA
Cladocopium goreaui is the source of this 1396-nucleotide messenger RNA. The record is from the annotation of a GenBank genome assembly. NCBI's taxonomy places the organism in Eukaryota, Dinophyceae, Suessiales, Symbiodiniaceae.